Messenger RNA from Malus domestica (apple), 348 nucleotides. Its product is annotated as proliferating cell nuclear antigen-like. NCBI's taxonomy places the organism in Eukaryota, Viridiplantae, Streptophyta, Magnoliopsida, Rosales, Rosaceae. The record is from RefSeq and is a predicted model, not a curated record. Gene Ontology annotation, biological process: regulation of DNA replication. Gene Ontology annotation, molecular function: DNA binding.
AUGAUGAAGCUAACGAAGACCACAAGAAGAAUGCCAAACCACUGUCAAGGAUGCUGCCGGCAAGGCUUGCUACGAUUUGCAAGGAUAUCUGUGAGCAAUGAAGCUGCGAAGUUCUCUGUGAGCAAUGAAGUUGUGAAGUUCUCCACCAAUGGUGAGAAUCUGGGACUGUUUCUUCACAACGUUCCUGUCGACAAGCCUGAUGAAGCUACCAUUACAGAAAUGGAGGAGCCUGUUAUCUUGACCAUUACUCUGAGCAGUAUGAUUCCGCUUGCCGCGGCAAUCCCAUCCACGAGGCAGGUGAAAACCAAAAUGUCUUCGAAUUCACAUCUGCUGGUGGUGAUUGAGUAG